AUGCCUCUGAACAAAGGGAAGUCAUGUCGACUCUGUGGCUCCACCAAGCACACCUUGGCAACUUGCUGUUGCCGUGGUGCUCCUGAGUUUAGAAAGCUGCUGAAGGCUAACCAAUGCAAGGCCAAAUCGAAGCAGAGUAGAACGUGCCGUGGGACUGGCACUGCUGCUGCGAGGAAAAGGGGUGCCAAGCCAGCAAAAAAGGUCGCUGUGUCCUCUCGGAAACGGCAAGCCAUAGCUCGUGCCAACUACUCUGGCGACAAGAAGACUUUCGACCAAAGACAUGACAGGCAAGGCUCAGGCGGCUCUGUUUGCUCAAAGCCGGAGAAGGCCUUAGAGGAGUUGCAAUCUCUGGGCUUUGUCAAUCGGCCCGGACUGUGUAGCUCGUGUGGCGUGGGGCAACUGCUCGGACCAGUUCCUCGUCACGAUGCGGGUUCAGAAGGAUCCUUGUACUACAGAUGCUCGAAUUGGGAAUGCAAGAAGUACACCAAUUGCUUGUCCCUGCAAACCUGGCUUUGUGGACUUGGACGCUUUGGGUUGCUGACACCGGUGCGGCUUUUGGGCAUUAUUAAGGUUUAUGCGACCAGAAAAUAUCCGCGGCCGCAGAAUGCGUGGCCUUUGGCUUGUGAAAACUACAAAGUGGUGCGCUUGGUGAUGGAUCGUCUUCGCCACCUUGAAGCAGAGGCAGGUCUGCGCAUGUGCAAAGAAGAGUCAUGGAAGCUCCGUGGCUCCGUCGAAGCCGAUGUGCAUCCUCGUGAGAAGCCGAAGCAUCUCCUAUUGUACUGGCGGUGGGGAGGCCUAGUGGAGCGAGGCCAAGGAGGAAAGAUCGUGUUGGCAGAGCUUCCUCAUAAGUUGGUCAGCCCUGACGCCCGUCCACCGGUGGAAAGCAACAGUGAGAUUGAAGCUUGUGCCUUCAUGUCUCGCAUCCAUGGCUCCGCUACCGUGUUCGCCGAUGGCGCCCGGUCUUGGCGAGCUCAUGCCAAGGCCAAGCGUCUGAAGUUUUCACAAGUGAAUCACUCCAAAAUGCAAUUCACCAAACCGCGUGGUCCUCGUCGCAAAGCGGCCGGAACCCAAGUUCUUGACCGCCAAUGGAAGUCACUGAAGCAGUAUGUGCCAUGCGAAGUGGCCAACAAAAACGCUCAGAAUCAGUGUACAAGUCCAAAUCUGCUCUAUAAUGUACGCAACAAGAAUUUAACAUAUUGCUGGCUACCAAGCGGUUUUUUUUCCGCUGAUUUGCGCAUGGACUUGUAA
Messenger RNA from Cladocopium goreaui, 1248 nucleotides. The record is from the annotation of a GenBank genome assembly. NCBI's taxonomy places the organism in Eukaryota, Dinophyceae, Suessiales, Symbiodiniaceae.